AUGAGGGCCAAGGGAAAUGGCGUGGGGAACAUCCAGGACCAUGUCUGCAUGGUGAACCUCAUGAAGGGGCCCUUCUGGUUCUGCGCCAGCAUCCUGCACCAGCUUGGGUCCCAGGCCAGCCCGCCCGGUAUGGGCUGUGGGCUGAUAGGCCAGUCACCUCCGUUCUGCAGCCAUCAUGGGAACCGGAAGACGGAGCCUGCAAGGCUCUUAGGACGACAGCGACCACGAGGCAGUGAGGUGCAGAACGAGCCCAGAGAAGGAGCCCAGCACAGCGUGAACAAAGCCCGGCGAAGCUCUCAGAACCGAGAGGGGGCGCAGCUGCGGGACAGUCCAGCCCUUCCCCCAGCGGGCGGAGGGAUCUACAUCCGGGUCCUUGAAAUUCACAAGGCCUUUACUCAAGAUCCUGGCAGCGAUCAACCCCUGAACAGCUUUGAUGUCACCCCUCUGCGCAAACCCCGCACUCCCCUGGAGACCUUCAAAAAGGUGGGAGUCCCCAUCAUCGCAGCACUGCUGAGCCUGGCGACCAUCAUCAUCACGGCUGUCCUCAUCAAAGUGAUUCUGGACAAAUACUACUUCCUGUGCGGGCAGCCUCUCCACUUCAUCCCGAGGAAGCAGGUGUGUGACGGCCAGCAGGACUGUGCCUCAGGGGAGGAUGAGCAGCUCUGUGUCAAGAACUUCCCCGAUGGGUCCCCGGUGACAGUCCGCCUCUCCAGGGACCGAUCCACUCUGCAGGUGCUAGACCCGGCCACAAGAAGCUGGGUCUCUGCCUGUUUCGACAACUUCACAGAAGCUCUGGCCAAGAUAGCCUGUGGGCAGAUGGGCUAUGACAGCAAACCCUCCUUCAAAGCUGUGGGGAUUGGCCCAGACCAAGAUCUGGAUGUUGUUGGAAUCACAGAGAACAGCCAGGAGCUUCAGGUGCGAAACCUAAGUGGGCCCUGUCUCUCAGGCUCCCUGGUCUCCUUGCACUGUCUUGAGAGCGAGAGGCAAGGCUACACGUGUGGCCCCCAGCUGAGUAGUGGCCACAGCCGACAUGCCACAGAGAGCGCUUCGCGGAGGCCAGGAGACCCACUGGCUUCCAGCGUGACCUUGAGUAAUGCACUUGACCUCUGUGAGGUCCCACCUCCCAAGAAGGCCUUUCGUCCAACGGCCCAAGGGGAUCCUGGGAGACUCCCUGCUCUUAAGAGAUCAGAAGAGAAAACAAGCCCUGUGGUCCAGCUCACCCUAUCAGCCUCAUGGAAGCAUCUCGAUGUACCCAACUGGAAGGUGAGGGCUGGCUCGGACAAACUGGGCAACUUCCCAUCCCUGCCUGUGGCCGACAUCUUCGUCAUUGAGCUCAACACCACGUACCCCAAAGAGAAGGACGUUGCCCUCGUGAAGCUGCAAUUCCCGCUCACGUUCUCCGGCACAGUCAGGCCCAUCUGCCUGCCCUUCUUUGAUGAGGAGCUCCCUCCAGCCACCCCACUCUGGGUCAUUGGAUGGGGCUUUACGGAGCAGGAUGGAGGAAAGAUGUCUGACACGUUGCUGCAGGCGUCAGUGCAGGUAAUUGACCACGCUCGGUGCAACGCAGAGGACGCCUACCAGGGGGAGGUGACCGAGAAGAUGCUGUGCGCGGGCAUCCUGGAGGGCGGCGUGGACACCUGCCAGGGUGACAGCGGUGGGCCCCUGAUGUAUCACUCUGACCUGUGGCAAGUGGUGGGCAUCGUGAGCUGGGGCCAUGGCUGUGGGGGUCCAAGUACCCCGGGAGUAUACACCAAGGUCACAAGCUAUCUCAACUGGAUCUACAGUGUCCGGAAGGUGAGCCUCCCUGUCGUGUCCUCCUUCCCUUCCUCUACCCUCAAGGCCCAGAGGACAGAGCGCCAGAGAGGGGGCGAGCGGGAACAGAUUGUGGAGGCCUCCCCUAACCGCACACGGCUCUCUUCACCCCUCCUCCCGCCGCAUGGGGACACCACCGCUGAAUUCCCUGUCAGGGACCCCGACAGUUCCAUGAUCCCAUCACUGUCCAAGGGGCCACUGGUGGGCCCCCUCAGCUCCCUGGUCCCCAGCACGGUCUUGGGAGGAAGCAGCACUACACCAGAGGUGACCAUCACGUCCAGGCCGGAGAGGGGACAGAGGGGAUGA
This is a messenger RNA of Puma concolor (puma), 2118 nucleotides long. The record is from RefSeq and is a predicted model, not a curated record. NCBI's taxonomy places the organism in Eukaryota, Metazoa, Chordata, Mammalia, Carnivora, Felidae.